Harpegnathos saltator (Jerdon's jumping ant) is the source of this 1637-nucleotide messenger RNA. RefSeq names its product ankyrin repeat domain-containing protein 16. NCBI's taxonomy places the organism in Eukaryota, Metazoa, Arthropoda, Insecta, Hymenoptera, Formicidae. The coding region runs from base 158 to 1108 and encodes 316 amino acids. The record is from RefSeq and is a predicted model, not a curated record. Gene Ontology annotation, molecular function: protein binding. The transcript has 3 exons.
AACCAAGUCAGCCGGCGGCAGCACGUGUCGGUCGCUGCUGCUCGACGCCUCGAGAGGUAUUUGCCGUUGCUUGCUUUUAUCAAUUAAAAUCGCUAAAAUUUUCAAGAGCGUUCGCUGAUUACGUCUAGUUGAAUAUAAUUCGUGCGUUUCUCGAAUCAUGUCCCAAAACGCAGCAACGACCGACGCUGCUCGUGUAUCGCGCAACUUCUUGCGUGCGUGCCAAAGCGGUGACGUUCACAGAGUGGAAACUCUUGUUGGAAGAUACGGCAUACACGAUUGGUGCGACUUCCGUCACUCGGACUCUGGCGACACCGCGCUACACGUGGCGGCACGAGCUGGCAAUAUGAAUGUGGUGAAGUAUCUGUGCGAACAAUUUGACAUGCAAGCGUUUAAAAUCGACGUCACCAACAAGGACAUGAAGAGGCCUUCGCACGAGGCUGCACAAUUCGUACAAGAGGACGUCUUGAAAUAUUUAUUAGAAAAUGGUGCGUCGGUGGACGCUUUGAAGCGCGGCGACUGGACGCCUCUGAUGCUCGCAUGCACGAAAAGCGGCCACGCGGCAUAUCGGUGCAUCGUUACCCUCCUGAUGGCUAAGGCUAACGCACGUUUACGCAAUAAAGACGGCUGGACGCCGUUACUCAUCGCUUGUCGAGCCGGUGAUGAGAAUGUGGUCGAUUUAUUACUGAAGCACAUGCCCGACUGCAUAGACGAACGAAGCAACAAUGGUCGUAGCACGUUGCACAUUGCUGCAUUCCAUGGACACGAGAGGGUGAUUAACUCGCUCGUCGCGUCGAGACCGAGCCUACUGAACGCGCAGGACUCUUCGGGCUCCUCGCCGCUUCACGAGGCGAUGAAGAGCGGCAACCUAAACGCAGCGAGACGCAUCGUACAUCUAGGCGCCGAUGUCAGUCUCGUAGACAAUGUCGGUCAAACUAUCCUGCACGUAGCCGCGCUAACAGGCAACACGGAGGCUGUUGAAUACAUUUUGAGGCACAAUUUGAUUGACGUGAAUCGCGAAGCUUCUUUCGGCAUCACCCCGUUAGUGGCAGCUCAAAGGAGUAAUCACAGCGACGUUGUCGACAUUCUGACGAAAAGUGGCGCCAAAUAAUAAAGUUUGUCCCUGUGACGUAUACUUGUGCUCUUGUCACAUUCCCGAAAUGUCUCGCACAGCUUUUCUCGCAAUCAAAACAAAUCGCGCAAUGCAAAAAACGAUUCGGCGUUUUUAACAAUUUGACUCUCACGCUUAUCGCGUCUCCCAAAAUUGAAUAUAUUUUUUUAUUCUAAUUCCUUUUAUGUUCUGUAGAACAUCUCUCUCUUUCAUGGGUUUGCCGAAGAGAAAAUUCUCGACAAAAAUCAUUACUUUCGUUUGAUCAUCGACGCUUUAAUUACCGACGAGUCGCGUCUACAUGUACGGUUUAGGAUGGACAAAAGACUCACGCGAGUGGCAUUUUAUUCAGAGAUUGGUACACAUUUAUUUAUCUUUUGUUUUCUCUUGUAUCAGACAGUUUUAAAGAAGCAUACAAAAAUCAAGAAACGGAGGCUCUUAUUAGUUCGGAGAUACCUAGGCUUUACAUUCUUCUUCGUCCUCUACCCUUUACCCUUCCUCCUUUGCUUCGUUAAACUUUCUUUUUUUUCUC